GUGGGCGGUGCUAAAGAGCGGAAACAUUUCAUAACAUGUUGUAGGAACACCUCACAGAUUGUAUUCCUUUUGUGGUACAAUGGUUGAAAUGGUUCACCUACAGGGUGGUGCCAAGUGUUGAAACAAACUGCAGUACGAGCGGGGUUUCAGUUCUUACGUAAAGGCUAUAUUAUACUGAGUUUAAGAUGGCUGCAUCUCUGGCCAACAGAGCGAUAGGAGCCGUCGUAGGAUCAGCUGUGGCAGAUGCAGCAGCGCAGCCCCUCCACUGGGUGUACGACCUCCAGAAGCUGCAGGGGAUUCUGGCUCAGGAUCCAAACCCUGAGUUCCGCUCUGAGUCGGUCAACCCUUUCUACAGGAGGCAGACGGGCCAGCAGAGCUGCUAUGGAGACCAGGCGUUUGUCCUGCUGGAGUCCUUGUCUGAAUGUGGAGAUCUAAAUGUUGACGAUCUGAAGCAGCGUACACUGAAAUUCUUUGGGCCUGGAUCAGAAUAUGACACGCCUGUCAACGAUCCUUACAGAGAGAGAGGAGGGCCGAGACCUCAGCUGCCUAUCGAGGGACCAUGGAGACAUGGGAGUUUGAAGAGCUUUCUGAAGAAUGUGGAUGCAGGCAAAGAGGAGACAGGCUGUGAGAACGACUGUCAGGUUGAUGGAAUAGCCAAACUGGCACCGAUAGUGGCUUUUUACGCAGGAAAGCCUGACAUGCUGGAAAAGGUUGAGCAGGCAGUCCGUGUCACCCAGAACAAUGAUGCAUGUGUGGCAGAGACUCUGGCAGCUGCAAGGUUCCUGGAGUAUUUCAUCCUGAACGGUCCUGAUCCAAAAGCCUUGGACUCGGUGCUCGAUCAGCUCAGUGACCCGAACAGAAAGCAGCCCCAGGAUCUGGACAAAGCAGUCAUUGGGCACAUUCAUCAGGUGAAGGAGAAUUUAUCAAAGACUCCUCAGGAGCUAAUCCCCACUGUGUUUCCAAACACAUGAGGUUUGCCAGGUGCGUUCCAAGCAGCGCUGCAUGGAGUCCUGACAGCCAAGCACUACGAGCAGGCUGUCAGAGAUACCAUGAGCUGCGGGGGUUGCACCUGCAGCAGAGGAUCCUUCAUCGGAGCCUGUCUUGGGGCUCAGAUUGGACUCGAGGGAAUUCCAGCUUCCUGGACAUCCAAAACCCUGCGUCAUGACUCCGUGUUGGAGCAUGCCGUGAAGAUAACCAAACACCACCAAUAGUUACUCUUUUUCUGGCAGUGUAAUGUGUUUUACAAUCUGAGGUGGCUGAGAACAAAAUGAAAAACUGUUGAGCUUUCACAGAACAGUGAAUGAACGUUCUUGUCUAAACUGUUGGACGGCAAGAGCCAGAUGCUUUUGUCUCUGUUAAAGUUAAACAUGUUUGUUCAGAUGUUCAGUAACUGAGUCUUUCUGCAAUAAAGUAAUUCUGAAAAAAAUAUGUUAUGUGCAGGGUUGAACUAUGAUGCAACCUAUGUUGACCAGUGAUGGUAAAACUCAUUAUGAAAAUAAAACUAAUAAUAAAGCACUAACUAUGUUUCAUUAAAA
This is a messenger RNA of Siniperca chuatsi (mandarin fish), 1535 nucleotides long. Its product is annotated as crystallin J1A-like. The record is from RefSeq and is a predicted model, not a curated record. The transcript has 10 exons. Lineage: Eukaryota; Metazoa; Chordata; Actinopteri; Centrarchiformes; Sinipercidae.